CUUUGUAUUGCUUGUCAUAUCAGCUGAUUGCGUCACUGCUCCGUAGUCAUAUAACGCAAAAACAAAAAACAAGUCGCAGUAGAUAUCAGAUCCGACUUUAUUGGUGAUAGUUUUGAAAAUUGUGGAGUGCGCAAUACCUCAAAAUGAAAUUCCAAUAUAAAGAAGAACAUUCUUUUGAAAAGAGAAAGACCGAAGGCGAAAAAAUUCGCAGGAAGUAUCCUGAUCGUGUUCCGGUAAUUGUUGAGAAAGCCCCGAAGGCCAGGCUUGGAGACCUCGACAAGAAGAAAUAUUUGGUACCAUCCGAUUUAACAGUUGGACAAUUCUACUUUUUGAUCAGAAAACGCAUUCAUCUUCGACCGGAGGACGCCUUGUUUUUCUUUGUCAACAAUGUCAUUCCUCCAACAUCAGCCACAAUGGGAUCUCUGUACCAAGAGCAUCAUGAUGAAGACUUCUUUCUCUACAUAGCAUUUUCUGAUGAAAAUGUUUAUGGAUAUUAUUAAUUCUUUACUAUGAUAUUUUCAUUAUUUUAAAUGUACUGUGUUGAUUUAUCUGACCAUAUGGUAAAGCUUAAUUUUAAGGUUUAGCUUAAUGAUGAUGUAUUAUGUUAUACUUAAAUGGUGAUUAUUAUAAUUAUUGGCACUUUCACACUGUGUUAUGAUAAUAUUACAUACCACAUUAAGGAGAAAAUAUUGCAACAUUCUAAUUCUUUGUUUGGUUUAGGCAUGUAAUUAUUCCUGUAUCAAAACAAUAAAUAUUCAUAAAUACAAA
This is a messenger RNA of Spodoptera frugiperda (fall armyworm), 768 nucleotides long. It is a transcript of the gene Atg8, whose product is annotated as gamma-aminobutyric acid receptor-associated protein. NCBI's taxonomy places the organism in Eukaryota, Metazoa, Arthropoda, Insecta, Lepidoptera, Noctuidae. The record is from RefSeq and is a predicted model, not a curated record. The coding region runs from base 144 to 500 and encodes 118 amino acids. Gene Ontology annotation, cellular component: cytosol; autophagosome membrane; autophagosome. The transcript has a single exon. Gene Ontology annotation, molecular function: ubiquitin protein ligase binding; GABA receptor binding. Gene Ontology annotation, biological process: cellular response to nitrogen starvation; macroautophagy; autophagosome assembly.